GUCUGCAUAACAACCGGGAGCGAAUAUUAUCGACCUUGAUUAGUCAUAGCAGUAAAUAUACCCUAUAAUAUAUCUACGGUCGGUCAGUUGCGUGUGAUGCUUUGCAUCGUCAGUUAUUCAUUUUAAUAUGGCGUCAUCUAAAGGAAACCUGGAAGAAAAAGACUUAAGAAUCAAGGCGUGGCUUGAAGACAAAAAGAAACUUUCGCUACUACUGGAAGAAGCGAGAAACCGCCCCACAAAGACCCUUCUUAUAAAUUUAUAUCUGAAAAGUAAGGAAUCAGCCAACGUGGAAGAACUGGAAGCAGAAACCGAGAGUGUCAUGUCAAUUACGUUUCCUCGCACCGGGUCUUUGGAACAACGGAUCAAAGAUAUCCAGAAACAGUGUCUGAACCAACUGGGUGACUUGUUAACUCCCGAAUUAAUUAAUAAAUUAAAUUAAUAUCA
Messenger RNA from Anthonomus grandis grandis, 444 nucleotides. RefSeq lists its product as uncharacterized. NCBI's taxonomy places the organism in Eukaryota, Metazoa, Arthropoda, Insecta, Coleoptera, Curculionidae. The coding region runs from base 128 to 439 and encodes 103 amino acids. The record is from RefSeq and is a predicted model, not a curated record. The transcript has 2 exons.